GGGCUGCCACAAAAAAAUAAAUACAAGUCCUCACUCUCAAAAGAAGAAAUGAAUAAAGCAAUACUUUCACUUUUCGUAACUUCGUAUCUUUUAUACCAAGCUGCUUAUUCUGAGCUUCUCGACUCAUUGUCAGCUCCUGAUUUGGAACUACAGAGUUGGAAAGAUGUGGAGCAAAAUAUCGGAAACUCUUCAUGCAUGAACCACUUAAAAACGCAAAUGGACGAAGCAUGUAGGCAGUUAGGGGAAAGCACCAUGGUAUCCGUGGACUUCGCCAAUUGCAAGAUGGGAUGCCAGAAUGCGACGGCAGCAUCCGUGAAACCUUACAAUAUGCCCAACGGCACAUCUUGUGGAUUUUAUGGCGAAAAAUGCCAAAAUGGAAAAUGCGUGGGCCAAUGCGAAAUGGAGCCCGAAGAAUCUCUCGAAUCGCCCGAAAAAAAUGUCUGAACAAAGCACAUGUCAUCAUGCGCUCCGACGAUGUGACAUUAUAGCAAGAGGAUCCGAGAAAA
Molecule: messenger RNA, 506 nt
Organism: Ixodes scapularis (black-legged tick)
Lineage: Eukaryota; Metazoa; Arthropoda; Arachnida; Ixodida; Ixodidae
Exons: 4
Coding region: 49-444 (131 amino acids)
Source: RefSeq, a predicted model, not a curated record